Haliotis rubra (blacklip abalone) is the source of this 1403-nucleotide messenger RNA. RefSeq names its product alpha-protein kinase vwkA-like. Gene Ontology annotation, molecular function: ATP binding; protein serine/threonine kinase activity. The transcript is spliced from 2 exons. The record is from RefSeq and is a predicted model, not a curated record. The coding region runs from base 132 to 890 and encodes 252 amino acids. NCBI's taxonomy places the organism in Eukaryota, Metazoa, Mollusca, Gastropoda, Lepetellida, Haliotidae. Gene Ontology annotation, biological process: protein phosphorylation.
AUUAGGAAAAACAUCGGGUAGGUAUGUUUCCCCGGGAAAUGUAGCUUCCAGUCUGUUGCUACAUACGGCCACUGGACAACGCAUCUGGGACGUCGCCUGAAGGCAACGUGACAAAGUGAUUACCAAUCAAAAUGCCUCACGAUAACGACACUUUCCUAACAAAGGAUAGAGAUGAGGAUGGGUCCAAAUAUCGAGCUAACUUUGAGCUGUACCCUUAUGUGGAGAACCAGGAGUAUGCUUUGUUCAAGGGGAAGCUGUUCGGUGAAUAUGGGGAGAAUGGUGCCAGACACGGUGAACUUUGUACCGUGAGGACUUCGAUGAACAGUCAUCCUCGCUUCCAAGACUGGGGUUCCUACAUGAUGUGCUCCAAGCAGGCAGCUCUUCUGGCAGCGGAGUUCAACAAGCUGCUGAUGCCCAGGACUAAGGUGUCAUUUUCCGUUCCUCUUCGAGCUCAGAUGGACACUGCCUGGAAUGCAAAGUCUUUUAUUGGCUUUAUCAUUCUGGCGUUUUGGCCGCACCGGAAACGUCUAAAGGAGGGCGAGGUUGUAGUGGUUGAAGACUUUCUUGGUAAAACCACGUCUCUUUAUAUCAGUGAUACUGGCUUUGUGGGUCCACAGGAAAGCGACGUUCUGCAAGCAUUUGGACACUUCACGUGGAAUUUCACCAUGGGCAGGCUGGUCAUCUGUGGACUACGGGGUGUCAACAGGAAGGGCCACUUCCACCUCAGUGAGCCAACCAUCCACUCGGUCCCAUCAGGAUCUGACACUGAUAUUGUGCAGGAUUAUGGACCAAGAGACAAAGGAUUGGAUGGGAUUGCAUCUUUUUUCAAAUAUCAUCGUUGCAAUGACAUUUGCCGGAACAUGCCAAUGCCGACUGCCUUGAAUACAUAAAUGGUUAUCGUGAAGUACAUGGCACUGUACAUGACAACUUUCUAUGGAGGGAUGACCUCCUUGGCUAAAUCAGAAUUCAAUUUGUAUUAUGAAAGGCAAUGUGAACCGGAUCAGUUUAGAAUGUAUUCUGGUUAUAGCGAUCGUUGGUAAAAUCUACAAGCAAAAGUAUGCUCCUGACAAACUUGAAAUGGAAUUUGUUUCUAUUUGUGUAUUUACGCCUACUUCUAGCAGAUAGAAGUGUGGAAAGGGGCACAACUCUUGUUCCACCCGUGUCCCUUCUGAAAGGUCCUAUGUCCAUACAUAACCCGACACGGAAGUUACAAGGAGACUGUUUUAUCAGUAUAGCUAACAAUGCUCCCAUAUUACAUUGAGCGAAUCGCAUUUAAUGACUCAGACUGCCACACACCACCAAUACAACGAAUGCAUAUCAUUUACCGUAUUUCCCCUAAUAACCGCCGGGUUUAAAGCAGUGGUUUAAGAUAUAAUUAAUUACACCCAGUAAGCGCAAUAAGC